AUGAAUUACCUGCGUCGCCGCCUAUCCGAUAGUACAUUCAUCUCAAAUCUGCCUAAUGGCUACAUGACCGAUCUGCAGAAGCCGGACCCUCCGCAACCUCCCCCUCAAUCAGCAGGUCCCGCCACCUCCCCGACACCGGAGCGGAGACCCCAGCCAGGUGUCCAGUCGACUGGGACUGGUUUCUUCAGCUCCAUCACUAACGUGGUGAAGCAGACAGCAGCUUCUGCAGGAUUAGUUGAGCAGACCUCUGUGCCUGUAUCUAAGAAGUUCAAGAUUCUUCUCGUUAUUGACGAGCCUCAACAAGAAUGGGUCAAAUUGUUCAGAGGGAGGAAGCUGCAGGAUGAUUAUGACAUUAAAGUGGAGCAGGCUGAGUUUUGUGAUAUUAAUGUUGUGUCACAUGCUAAUGGGAGUUGCAACGUGGCUUUGCAAGUGAUGCGGAAUGGAACCAAGGUGGUCAGAUCAUUCAAGCCUGACUUUGUUCUCAUUCGCCAGCAUGCUUUCAGCAUGACAGAAAAUGAGGAUUUUCGUAACUUGAUCAUUGGACUGCAGUAUGCAGGCAUUCCCAGCAUAAACUCUCUCGAAUCUAUCUACAACCUCUGUGACAAACCCUGGGCGUUUGCACAGUUGAUCAGCACAUACAAGAAGCUUGGUCCAGAGAAAUUCCCCUUGAUUGAGCAGACGUUUUAUCCAAACUAUAAAGAAAUGGUAACCAUGCCAACAUUUCCUGUCGUGAUCAAAAUCGGACAUGCUCACUCUGGUGUGGGGAAGGUGAGAGCGGAAAACCACAGCAAGUUUCAGGACAUUGCUAGUGUGGUUGCUCUUACGAAGACCUACACCACCUCAGAGCCCUUUAUUGAGUCCAAAUAUGACAUCCGGAUCCAGAAAAUUGGCACAGAUUACAAAGCCUACAUGAGGACGUCAAUCUCAGGCAACUGGAAGUCAAACACAGGAACUGCCAUGCUUGAGCAGGUGGCCAUGACAGACAGGUAUAAACUGUGGGUGGACACAUGCUCUGAGAUAUUUGGAGGACUGGACAUCUGUGCAGUCAAAGCCAUUCAUGGCAAAGAUGGGAAAGACUACAUCACUGAGGUGGUGGGCUCAUCAAUGCCUCUAAUUGGGGAGCACCAGGCAGAAGAUAGGCAGCUCAUCUCAGAUAUGGUUGUGGCCAAAAUGAACGAGGCUUUGUCACAGAACAACCCCAAGAGACCAACUUCUAUUCAGCCACCACAGACUAAUACUCAGAAGGAAGGUGUCACCGAACUGAAAAAGACUCCAUCCCAGAAGGCUCCACCUCAAGGUUGUUUACAGUACAUUCUUGAUUGUAAUGGCGUUGCAGUAGGACCAAAACCUGUCCAGGCAAACUGA
Chanos chanos (milkfish) is the source of this 1365-nucleotide messenger RNA. RefSeq names its product synapsin IIa (gene syn2a). The transcript is spliced from 11 exons. Gene Ontology annotation, molecular function: ATP binding. Gene Ontology annotation, cellular component: synaptic vesicle; synaptic vesicle membrane. Gene Ontology annotation, biological process: neurotransmitter secretion. Bases 1 to 1365 code for a protein of 454 amino acids. Lineage: Eukaryota; Metazoa; Chordata; Actinopteri; Gonorynchiformes; Chanidae. The record is from RefSeq and is a predicted model, not a curated record.